Messenger RNA from Brachypodium distachyon (stiff brome), 5249 nucleotides. RefSeq lists its product as uncharacterized. NCBI's taxonomy places the organism in Eukaryota, Viridiplantae, Streptophyta, Magnoliopsida, Poales, Poaceae. The record is from RefSeq and is a predicted model, not a curated record.
UUUCGACUCCUUGUCUUCUCAUCAGUUCCCACCCACCACCUCCUCUUUUUCCCCUUCCCCACUCAAAACCCCUUGCUGCUGCGCUGCGGCCAUUGGGGUUUCGUUCGCGGUGGGUUUGUUGAUCCUCGUCGCCGCUCUCUGCUUCAAUUCUUCGAUUCCCAUCCCUUCCGCCGCGCAUUUGUUUUGCUGGGCGAAGAAUUGCUUUUGCUUGGGGGUUUCUCCCCUUGUGUGCGGCCUCAUUGUUUGUCGUCAAGAUGGCAAGCAGUGGAUCCAGAAAAUGGGCUUUAGUAAAGCAUGAACACUGCCGGUUUGAAAGCAAGGUCUACCGGUUUCAGAUUCUGUUGCCUAAUGGCAUGAGCACCAGCCUUAGGCUGUCUGAUCCUGGAGAAGAGAUGUGGAUUCAGGACUUCAUACAGCAUAUUAGGAUGGAGGUGGAUAAUGCGCCCCAAGAUGGCGUGGGAAGGCGGGAAGUUGGUUGGAAUUGCGAAAUUUAUCUGAAGGACCUGCAUGAUAGGAAAAUAACAGAGAAAGUCAACUUCAGUGAUUUUCUCAAUAAGAGUAUUAAUAUAUUAACGCUCCAUGAUGGUGAAGACUUCGUUGGAGCAUUUCAGAAUAUGUGGGACCUUACUCCUCCGACUGAAAUGCUUCAAGAGCUUCCAGCAGAGUAUAGCAUUGAGAGUGCUCUCGCAGACCUCGUUGACAAUUCACUACAGGCUGUGUGGUCAAAUGGUAAACAAGAAAGAAAGUUAAUCAGGAUAACAAUUGACAAAGAAAAGAUGGUGAUUAUGGAUACUGGUAGGGGGAUGGAUGGUUCAGAUGAGAAUUCUAUCUCUAAAUGGGGUACAAUAGGUUCGUCUAACCAUAGAGUAUUUCGGAAUAAAGGUAUCGGUGGGGAAGCUCCAUACUUAGUGCCUUUCUUUGGCAUGUUUGGUUAUGGUGGAACUAUCGCCUCGAUGCAUCUUGGGAGAACUGCCAUAGUUUCUUCGAAAACUAAGGAAUCAAGGAAGGUGUUUACCUUGCAUCUUCCCAGAGAGGCUUUACUGAAGAAGUCCUCGUCUAAACUCAGCUGGAAGACUGCUGGAGGAUUUAGAGAUCCAUCAAAAGAGGAGUUAACGCUUUCGCCACAUCAGAGUUUUACCCAGGUUGAAAUUCAUGGGUUGCGUAGGCACUUGGAGGUAGCCAAACUCCCAAGAGUUUUUGAAGGACAUUUAUUUUCCAUAUAUACAGGUUUUGUUCUUAACAUAUUCAUAAUCAUGCAUUCUGAAGUAUGCUAUGAUGAGGAUAAUGGAUCUAUGAAUACAAGGACGCCAGUUGAGUUUGAGGUGAAUGGUGUAAAUCUAGCAGAAAUACAGGAAAGUGAAGUGGCCCUUACUAAUUUGUACUCUUCUAACGGUCCUGAUUUCAUUCUGCAUGUAAAAUUUUCAUGUUCUUCAACAAUUGCAGCAGCUAGUGUCGAAGCCCAUGCACGAGUGAAGUGUGCAUACUUUCCAAUCGUCAAGGGAAAAGAGUCUAUUGAUUCUAUUUUGGAAAUGUUAAGCAAAAAUGCCGGGGCAAAAGAAAACUUUGACAAGUUUUCACGUGUAUCAAUCCGUCGACUUGGACGGUUACUCCCUGAUGCUAGAUGGGGUCCUCUUCCUUUUAUGGAACCUAAACAGACUAAAGGUAAAAAAGCUGAAUUCUUCAAGCGAUGCUGUAAGAGGUUGAAAUGUUUUGUUGAUACGGAUGCAGGUUUUUACCCUACCUUUUCCAAGACUGAUUUAGCACAGCACAAUCAUUUUACGAAGGCACUACGGUUCUUAGGUUGCAGUUCUUCCAAUGACCGCUCAGUUGAGGAGGUUAACAUUGAUAUUCGUAAAGGUGGAAGAUCACUAGGUUGUAAGCAGUUGGAGAAGCAAUAUCAUGAUUGGAUUAAGGAAAUGCAUGACAAGUAUGACGUGGAAAUGGACGGUGGGGAUGAUGAACAUACUGUUAUUAUCAACCCAACCAACAAGGAGCGACUUGGUAUAUCUAAAGAUGUCAAAGUAAUUAGAGUUUACAACUCAGUUAGCAGAAAAGGAAAAACAUGGAGAAGAGGAGAUCAUCUGAAAAUCCAACCAGGAGUGAUGGCUAGAAUGAAAACUAAUUUCUAUGCAUUAAAAAAUAACUUCUAUGCAACAUUGGAGUUCGUUGUUGUUGAAGGACUUGCAGGAGAUGUUUGUGGUGAAGCUCGACUUAUAUGCAGGUCUAUUGAGUUCUCUGAUGUGCAAGGUUGCUUACUUGAGGAAGGUCAAGAUGGUAUGAACCUUGAUAUCCAGGAAUGUGUCUCCUUCCCUGUGAGCAUGAUAGAUGAUGAUAAGUGCCAAAUAAUGGAUGAUAAUUCUUGGAGUCAAUUUCUUAAAAAGAAAAAGGAGAAGGCUCCAGCAUGUAUUGAGGUCCUAAAAAAUUUGGAAGGCGAUGCUCUUGCUAUAGGAGGGGAUCUACCAUUUGAAGAAGUAGUAAUGGCUGGUUACCAACAUCCAUGUGAAAUUGUAGCUGUUAUCCGGCCACAAAUUUAUACUGCCAACUGCUCCAGCACCCUUGACAAUAGAUAUAUUGUGAAGGAUGAUGAGCUAGAGAUGAUAAUGGAGAUUAAUCAUUUGCCUGGAAGUGAAGACCAUCUUGAUGCAAAGCUUGUUGAUAGGGUGUUCAAGAAACCCUCGUCGCAUAAUAUCAUAAAUGGACUGUAUAUCUUUCCGUUGAGCAAAUAUUCAAGCAUCUUUACUAAAUCUGGUAGAUUCCAGCUUGGGAUGCCAGUUAGAUGUCUAGUUGUUAGAAGCACAGAUUUUUAUGGAAACGAAAUUCCGUUUCUUGAUGUACCUAAGGUGGUCAUAACCAUUCUUGACGGUGAUGAUAUUCUGGCUCAAGUUGAUGAUAUGAAAAUGGAACUUUCAUCAGAUUCGCUGACUCUGAAUGUUAUGGAUUUUCUGUUCAAAACCAGCAAAUUGGACAUGAUAAGGCCAAAAUGCGAAGCUAUGUUAAGGAUAUCUUUGUCUGACAAUGAAAUCUCUGAUGUUUUUCCAUGUAAAGUUAAGCCAGGCUUUGCAUCAACAGUUAAGAUGGAUAUGUCCCUUUACUUUGAAAACAAUUUAACUCCUGGAAGUGUUAUUGAUGAUGUCCUUCUAGAGGUGUUUGACCAUUGUGACAAUCACGUUGAAGAAGGGACAGAACUUGUCGUUACUAUGGUUGGACUCUCCUUUAUAGAUAAACAUGGGCCUGUUCGAAAGGUUAAUAGCGAGGGGUUUGUUGACCUAUCUGGACUACUUAAAGUUGUUAAUGGAUUUGGUUCCCAAGCUUGCUUAAUGAUUUCUCGUCAUGAGAAAAAGAUUUUCGCUAAAACAUUUAAAAUUGCCACCAGGGAGUUAACAGCUGUCAAGGUCCCACAGAGUUGUCAAGCUGGCACCUAUUUGCAAAAUAUUAUAUUUAAAGUUUUUUAUAGUGAUGGACUGAUUGACGAGGCAAUAGAUGGACCCCUCCAUACACUGAGCAUCAGGUUGAAUGAAGCAGAACUUGUCGAAGGAGCACGAUAUGCAUUUGAACAUGGAAGAUGUGUUGUUUCUCGUUUGGCGGUUCCUCGUGAACCAGGGACAGUCAGUUUUCUUGCAUAUCAUACACAUUUUCCUGAUCUGAAAACAGUAUUUCAGCUUCAUGUUUAUGCUUGUGAUUUGGUGCGGGUCAACUUGGAGGAUGAAGCUGGACCUAUUUUCAGCCACCCAACUUCAUCUGUAUCAAGUCAAAAUCUUUUACUUCCAAGUCAACUUGUAUCUUAUCAAUCUAACAAUCUUGCUGCAUAUGUUGAAGAUGUUAUGGGGAAUAUUUCUGAUGAAAUUGAAAAACUUGAUUCCAAGAUAUGUUCUGAAGAAAAACUGAUUAAUUUUCUUGAUUGUCAGAAGAAAUCUUUGGAGAAUGAAAUUUUUAAUCGGAAAGAUGAGAUUGGCCCUAUAGUUGAAUCAUGCAGUGGUGCAAAAGAGUUAACCCGUCAUAAAAUUCAGGAGAGCAGUGGUACUGCUGCUUCUGUUUUAUGCCAUCUCUCCAGUGGUAAAGGCUAUGAACCAGGAAAAUGUUUCAGGGAGGAUGUUAUUGGUAUUGUUGCUCUUCUCGGAACCGUCGCACACAAAAAAAUGAGUAGGAUGCUUUCUGUGUAUCUUGGUGAAGACAACAUGCUUGCAGUGGUUUGCAUGACCCGGGACGCUGCUAAUUACAUUGAGAAAUAUGACACUGAUGGAAAUGUGGAUGUUCACUUUGGUAUUCAUCGGGAAGCAGCUAAUCUAGGAAUUCCCAUAAACAGGAGAUUUCAUACCUUUUGCCUGGAUGCAAUAAGGCCAUAUGAAGGAGACCUCUUUCAGAACAAGCAGAAAAAUCUUGCUCUGCCGUUUCCACAUUAUGAGACCCCCAAGGGAUUUUGUGGGUUCGCGGUCAACAUGAUUGAUAUUUCUGCAGAUAACUUGAACAAAAUCACAAGUAGUGGACACGGUCUCCGUGAAACUUUAUUUUAUAGUCUCUUUGGGGAGCUUCAAGUUUAUGAAACACGAAAUGACAUGUUGCAAGCUAUUCCUUAUUUGAAAAAUGGGGCUAUAUCUUUGGAUGGUGGUGUUAUAAAGGGUGAUGGUACGUGGCUUCUUGGUGACAGUGAUCCGGAGGUCACAUUUCCUUUUGUCCCCAAUGGUCCCGACGCUCUGGAAGACUUGCAGGAUUUGCCCUUAAAAAUAAAAAUUAUGCUUGGCAAGAAGGCUCAUUUGAAAGCAGUGGAAGCCAAGAUACGGCGAGUGGAAGAGAGCCGGCAGAAAUCGGUGAGGAAGCGCAACAAGAAGGAGCGCAAAGUCGACGAGAUAUCGGGAGCGAUGAGCCAGCAGCCCUGUGGCAGCCAGCCUGUUCCCCUUGCAAUUGGCCUGUCGCGAACCAACAAUUGGGGUGCACACAGAUGAUAGAUAGCGUGGCAUCAUGCUGCAACUGAAAUCUAUAGUGUAGUAUAGUAUAGUUUGUUCGGUUCUGUUGCUGGAGCUUGAUAUAUGAUAUCAACUGUUGGACUGAUUAAUGUACUAGCCAGUCGCUUGUUUGCUUCCUCGGCGGCCCCUCCGUUCGUGCCUCUCGUUAAUUCCUGCUCUACCGGUGGACUUUCGGCUGGCCUGCUCCACACUAAAAAUUGCUUCAUGGUCAGGAGAGGUCACCAUACAGGUCUAGUUUUUCCUCGAAACGCAAGGCAUCACUGAAUAAACAGCUAGCUAGCGCUGCUG